CACCGUGGCUGCGUUAUCAUUUAUGCUGGACCGUCCUUGAUGUGAUUUGAAUCCUAAAUCUCACCUCGGAUUAACACCAAAUUACCUAAUAUACUCUUAGCCUUUGCUAGUUCUUGCUGGAAUAGCUAUCUUGCAUCCGCGUAGUUCAUGCAGAGUAUAGGGCAUUUGCUGGCCACUGCUCGCUGCCUCCUGGGAGAGCGACGUGAUGGGGCCUUGGGGUUAGGUUAGAAUGUUUCCUGCGUAGUUUAUGUGGUUCUGCUCGAAUAAUUCCUUAGCAGACUUCUUUGGCGCGGAUUUACAUCUCUGAACGCGUUACUUCUUGCUGAUUUUCUAAAGUAACAUGCCGUCUCCAACUGACGUUGUGACUGCUGGAUUGCGUCAAUCUUUAGCUGGAGUGUCAAGGAAGGCUGGCAUUGAAACAAAUGGUGAACCAAAUGGUCUGGAUUUAGCCUUGGCAGCUGGCAAUAAACUAGAUGAGAUCACAAAGCAUCAUGUUGAGUUUGAGUUGGCUGAUAACCAGCAGUGCAGCACUCAAAAUGUCCUGAAAUCAAAGUACAUUGUCCUUGAUACAAAGCACUCUUUGGGAGCACAUGGUCUAAAUGGAAAUACCAGUAAUGGAAUCAAAGACCCUGGUUGUUCCAAUGGUGUAUUAAAUGGAAACAAAACUGUUGCUAAUGGUAAUAACCAUAUGAUUGGACCUCAACUUAAUGGUGUCAAAGGAGUUCAUUUAAAUGGUUUAAGCUAUGCAAAUGUCAAUGGUGGACAAGUAAACGGUGUCAAAAAAUAUGGUUCAAAUGGUCAUAUUAAAGGUCCACAAGGCAAUGAAAACUGUUCUUCAAAAUCAGUGAAUUGUGAUUCCACUUUGCCAGAGCCUAAGCAUGUUCUUUAUCAUCCUGACAAAGUCACAUUAGGGUGGAAGGGUUACUUCCGUGCAGGGGCUGGCUUUGUUAAUCUUGGAAACACCUGUUACCUCAAUGCCACGUUACAGGCCUUAUUUCAUGUACCUGCAUUUGUUGAUUGGUUGUUGGGUGACACUGAACAUAUGAAGAAAUGUGAGUUAGUUAAUGGUCAAGGUUAUGGGGAUUGUAUAACCUGUUCAAUGUCAAGAACUUUGCGACUAUCUCAAAGUCAUCCCAUAGUCAAACCCACUCUCAUUACAAGUAAAAUCAAGAUGAUUUGUAGACACAUGUCUCACGGAUCACAAGAGGAUGCUCACGAAUUUAUGAGACACCUUUUAGAAAACAUGGAAAAGGCUUAUUUGAAUAGGUGCAAAGCAACAAAGUUAGAUCCCUACAGUAAAGAAACAACACCCAUUAAUCAGAUAUUUGGUGGAUAUAUUCGGACAGAAGUUAAAUGUCUGAGAUGUAACUAUGCAUCAACCACCUUUCAACAUUUCCAAGAUUUGAUUUUGGACAUAAGGAAAGCAUCGAAAGUGGAAGAUGCCAUGGAUCAAUACUUUUGCAAGGAAAAACUUGAUGGUGAAAAUUCUUACAAAUGUGAAAAAUGUAAAUGUGGUGUUCCUGCUACAAAGAAAUAUUCUAUAGAAAGGCCCCCCAAAGUACUCUGCAUCCAAUUGAAACGGUUUAAUGCUAUUGGUGUGAAGUUACCUAAACCAGUAGAACACAGAACUCAAAUGGAUUUGAAAAGACAUGUCCAUCCUCAGUCAUCGUAUGCCAAAUUUGCAACAGUUCCAUACAGACUUAUCUCCAUGGUGACACAUGUUGGUCCUUCUUCUGGAUGUGGCCAUUAUACAGCCAUAGCGCAGUGCUCUUCACGAACCUUCCAUCACUUUGAUGAUACUCAUGUACAUCCUGUCUCACUCCAGUCUGUUUUAAAUAACUGCGCAUACAUUCUUAUCUAUGAAAUGGAACCUCAGGCAUUGAAGCAUGGCCCUAAGGCUGCAGCUACAGCUUCAAUAUCUUCAAACACUGCAUUAGCUCAGAAUAAUCAAAAUCACCUUAAUGGAACAAAUAAGAAUAUUCAAAACAUGACAGGUGGUCUUCCCUCUGUCAAAGACCGGGAUCGUGUUACUUUUGGGUUGACUCCUCCUAAACCAGCAAGUGCACAGCCUCGACUUGUAAUCCACACAAAGAGACCUGAUGGAAACAGCUCCCUUGUUACUACACCAAAACCAAUCAAUGCUCAAAAUGGUUCAGUGAAGGAAGCACGUCCUCAAAACUUUAUAGGGCCAGUUCAGGUGCUGGCUAAUGGGAAGCACUCUGGUUCUCCUACAGUCGGAAACAUGAAGACAUCUGAUGUGCUUCUUCCCAAUCAGAAUGACUCAGGAAAGAAAGAUAUAUCCAGUGCAGCCAAGCCUGAGCCAGAGAAGAAACACACUGGUUCUUUGGUUCCUUAUGACUAUGAUGACGACUCAAGUUCACGGGAUAGCAGUCUCAGUCCUCCAUUAAACGAUGAUCAAGCGGUGCUCACUGUCAAAGCUACAAAACCAAGUGAUUGGCAAGUGACAAAUUCUUCUGGACUUCGAAGUCCCUCUAUUCACAGCGAAAGUAGCAACCACAGUGUGGCUAGUGCCACUGGUACCAACUGGAAUGUAAUAGAUAAUCAUUCUGUGAAAAGUUCAAUGGGAUUGAAAACUAUUCCGACCCAAAAGAUCAAAGAUGGGAAACUAAAAGAGCAAUCCCCUACAACUACUAGCUAUUCUAGUGACCCAGAGUUAGAAAGUCAAACAGUCAAAUCUGCUCGAAAAUGCAGUAUCAGAGCCAAGAGUGUUGAAAGAGAAUUAAAUGUUGGCGGAAAUGUUUGCUCUUCAAAACAUUCAUUUCCUUUGAAAAAGGUUAGAGUGAGGAGAUCAUCACUUUCCAGUGAAUCUGAUUCUUCCUCUUCCAACAAGCUCAUGAAAAAGAAAGCUAAAAUGUCUGAUCAAACGGAGGAGAAAGGUAUUCCUAAACAGAGUGACGGGAGCAACAGGCUCGAACAAUCUACAUCCUAUAAUGGAAGUCAGUCGUCAUCCUCCCCCAUGGGAAGGAAUGGGAGUGCUGAAUCCAGUAAGGCCCAAUAUACAGGUUCAUCAAUGUGGAAUGGUGAAGGUAAUUCUAACACUGUGAAUGAUCUAAUGAAGAUGUCUCACCACGGAUUCGGCAAUGACCGAGUUACAUCCUGGAAUGGGGAUCAGAGUCAAGUAGAGAGAAGUGUUGAGGAAGACAGACAAGGGUCCUGGAAAAGAACACGAGACGAAUAUGAAAUGGAGCUUGACCGAGGCCGAACCAAGAAGAUGAAAAAGGAUCACAACAGAUGGAAACCAUACUCACAUCCUUUCCAGCACAGGCCUGGACCUCCUACCUUUAAUCAGAACCGAAAGUACAACUACUCCAAUCCCCACCAUCAUUUUAAGAACCGUCCAAAUCACAAUCACAAUCAUAACAGAAAGUGGCAGUCAGAAUAUUAUAAUAAGCAGCCCUCUAAUAACAGAUAUUACCGUAACUAAUUCUUACUGUUAUCUGGUCUGUUAUCUUAUGGUAUUUCGUCUAAUCUGCUGCUUUGAUUUUGCCUGAACUAAAGAAGUACAAUCUGGUUUUGCUUACUUGAUGUAUAUCAUUGAGUUUGAUCAUUGUUAUGUUGGUAAAUGUUCUGAGUUACAAUUUUUGAAUGACUGAUCAAUACCAACCAUGUAGAACACCAUUUGUGUUCUUUGUUGUUUCAACCUCUUCCCUUUAUCGAGUAGGAAUACUUCAGUUAAUUUUCUAUCUUGCAUGCAUAUGUUAAAUUAAGCACAUUCUCUGUAUAAUGUAAAGACUGUUUUCAUCUUUUGCAGUUGUGUGCUAACCUAACUACAUGCAGCAUCUAGCAUCUGCAUUACAAACCUGAUAACAUGACUUCCUCUUUUAACUAAUUUUUAUUAUAAACUUGAACUUCAAAGCUUGACCUAUGACAAAGGGAUGGGUUCUAGAAAGAAUUUGACCAAUGUGUCAUGCAGCAGGAGUCCUUGCAGGUUGAUUACUGCAUGGUGUUUUACAUCUGACAUAUUCUAACUCAGGGAUAUUUGAAGGCCUCCUCAUGCUGUAUUUUGAAUUUCUUUUGUCACAUAGUGUGUGUAAAUUUGUGAUAUAUGUAUUUAAAACAAAAACCUGAUGUAUGUUAUUGUUGUGAGUCCAUUAACAACUCUAUCAUGAAAAAUCUCUUUCCUAUAUUGGAGUUUAUUUCAUUUUCUGUGAUUAUUGUACAGUGUAUAUUACCUUUCAUAUGAUAACUGUGCACCAUGGUGCCUACCUCAUUUAUGAAAUUGCUUUGGAACCGUAGUGAUUGGGCCUGUUUCAAAUGUGUUCUAGUGAUAAGACUUGAUAAGGGCAUUAACUGUACUGAAAUGACUUUCAGAGUCAAAACAUUCUGAAAGAUAUUCAGACAAUGCAGGUUACUGUAUAAAAGAAUUUUUGAGUAUUUUUUAAAUGGGUGAUUGAUAACAGUGAUUCCAAAUAGGAUAUCUCAAAGUUCUGAGAUAUACUAUUUGGAAGCAUUUAUUUCAAAAUGUUCAUUACCUUUGUGGUAUACCAUAUAUUAGGGAUUGAUAAUAUUUUAUUUUAUUCUGUUAAAGUGCAGUUUUGAAUAUGUGUAAUCAGAUUAAAAAUUUUCGUAAGUAUGUACUUUUAUUUACAUGUACGACAACUGUCACAGAUAGUCUUGGCAGUUCCAGAACAAUGGGCAUAUUCUUUUCUUUCUCUUUUUGUUCUGUUUUGUUUUGUUUCAGGGCAUAACUUAUAUUUUGCACCUUCAUUCAUCUUAUCUUUGAAAUGUUAACCAUUUGUUGUAGCUGGAGAACUUGUCAGAUAUUUGGCCCAGUUUUAAAUAUGAUACUGAUGGCAUUAAAAAAGCUCACACUUUUACUUAGUAUCCUAUGUUAUUGAACUGUAAAUAUAAUAGACAAUUUAUGGUCGUUGUGUUACUAUAUUUGAGAUAUUAAACUCUAGUCAAUCAUGAACUGAUGGAGAACACUAUUGGGGGUUGCAGAGACUGUAAGUCAUUGCUUCCUUUCAUGGCUUGAGUGAUGCCAUCAAUACUGCCACGAAACUUACAAGGUACUGGUGAAGGCCAGUGUGGCUUGGUCUAAACUAAAUGAUAAAAUAAAUCCUGCCCACUGCAUUUUGAACCAAAAUACAGAUUAAUCAUUACAAUGGACUUGUUAAUCUUUAAACUUGCACAAUAAUAUACUGUGCAGUGCUGGGAAAAUUUGAAAAAAUGUCUUUAUUAUUAAAAAAAAUAAUUGUGUUUUGAGUUUUGUUUACUGAAAUAAACAACUUAUCAAAAACCUGCUGA
Frankliniella occidentalis (western flower thrips) is the source of this 5268-nucleotide messenger RNA. RefSeq names its product ubiquitin carboxyl-terminal hydrolase 36. Lineage: Eukaryota; Metazoa; Arthropoda; Insecta; Thysanoptera; Thripidae. Gene Ontology annotation, molecular function: cysteine-type deubiquitinase activity; cysteine-type endopeptidase activity. The transcript has 14 exons. The coding region runs from base 341 to 3445 and encodes 1034 amino acids. Gene Ontology annotation, cellular component: cytosol; nucleus. Gene Ontology annotation, biological process: protein deubiquitination; regulation of apoptotic process. The record is from RefSeq and is a predicted model, not a curated record.